Molecule: messenger RNA, 2658 nt
Organism: Hypomesus transpacificus
Lineage: Eukaryota; Metazoa; Chordata; Actinopteri; Osmeriformes; Osmeridae
Product: centrosomal protein of 164 kDa-like
Exons: 19
Coding region: 180-2531 (783 amino acids)
Molecular function (GO): protein binding
Source: RefSeq, a predicted model, not a curated record
CGUCCUUAGAAGCGCCGUCAUCCUGUUGUUGAUACUUUUAGCAAGCUAACAAAAGCUAGCUAGCUGUAGUUAAUCCUUGUAAUGUAAAAUGUUUUCAAUAAUCUAACUCCAGGUUCGUGACUUAUCUUUGGAUGGUAAAAACUAUCUAGAAUAAUCGUUCCUCCCCAUUCCCAGUAACCAUGACAGCAGCUGCUCUUCAGAUAGGAGACCAGCUUAUCUUGGAAGAAGACUAUGAUGAGAACUAUAUCCCCUCUGAACAAGAGAUCCACGAGUACGCAAGAGAGAUUGGCAUUGAUCCCGAUUGUGAGCCGGAGCUCCUCUGGCUGGCCAGGGAGGGCAUCGUGGCCCCACUGCCUGCAGAGUGGAAGCCCUGUCAGGACGUGACGGGGGACGUGUACUACUUCAACUUCUCCUCGGGCCAGUCCACCUGGGACCACCCCUGUGACGAGCAGUACCGCCGCCUGGUGGACCAGGAGCGCCAGCGCGCCCAGCCGCGGCCCGGUACCGCCGCCCCCACGGGGAGGAAGGACAAGGACAAGGAGAAGAAGAAGAAAGACAAGAAGGAAAAAAAGGGCAAGAAGAAAAAGGAGGUCGACGUUUUCAAGCCCAGAGGGCCUUUGAGCUCUUCCCGAGGGCCACUGCCGGCUCCGUUUGGAAGCCUGGCCCCUCUGCGGGGCCUGGAUGCCUCCCCUGGCCCCGUUCCUUCCCUGCGGGGGUCCCUUGGCAGCUCAGGGGGACUGGAGCCCCUUAAGACCCCCUUGGGAGGCCCUCUGUCCAGUCUGGGCUCCAGUCUGCUGGGGGGCCGGCACGAGGAGCGGCUGUCCCUGUCCCUGGCGGGCCUGGACGACGACGAGGACAACAUCUCAGAGGACGAGAGUCCUAGAGGCUCAGCCCGCCUGCUGCAGAACCUCCAUCUGGACCUGGACACUCUGGGAGGAGGGCUGCAGUAUGAGGACAGUGAGGCCAGUGUUGCUGCCCCACCCGAGGAGAAGACCGAGCCAGAGUUACAGGACCUGGCCCUGUCUGGAGAGCACAGCCCUGAUCCCCCUUCCCAACAGUACGAGGCCAGUGAGCACAUAGAGGUGGCUUCAUCCUCAACGGACGACAUCAAGGCUGGGUUCCGCUCGAGGCUGUCAGAGAAGGUUCUGGACCUGAAAGACCUCUCCCCUGCUGUCAGCCCCCUCCUACAAGAAAAAGAAGGGAAGGAUUCAUACAAGGAGGAGGAAGAGAGAGACGAGAGGAGGAAGAGGGCAGAAGCUGCUGAAAAGCGUCUCAAGGCCGCAGGCAUGGAGCUCAGCUCCUCCCGGGCCAGCAGCCCCUCCCACUCGGAGGCGCAGCGCCCACGCGCAGAGGGGGGCAGCGUGAGCGCCAGUCUGGGGGUCCCCCCGGAGACGACCAGGGGCAGGCUGGUCCGCACGGCCGGCGCCCAGCGCCCAGAGGCCCAGAGCCCCACCAGGGACGCCCCGGACGAGGAGCGGGAGGAGACGGAGAGGCGGGCGGCGGAGGCGGAGGAGCGCGCGCGGCGGGACAGGGAGGAGAAGAUGAGGGCGCUGGGAGAGGAGCUGAGGAGGGAGGAGGAGGACGAGGAGCGCAGGCUGAGGGGGGAGAGCGAGGAGAGGGUCAGGGCUCUGAGGCAGCGUCUACAGGAGAAGGACAGAGGGGAGGAGAGCAGGCUGCGUGUGGAGUCAGAGAGUAGGCUGCAGGAGCUGAGAGAGAGCGCCCUGAAGGACAGGGAGCACCAGCAACGCACCCUCAGAGAGGAGGGGGAGGCCGUGCUCAGAGAGCUGCGGGCUGCCCUGGAGGCAGACCGGGGGGCGGAGCUUGAGAACCUGGAGACUCAGAGGAGGCAGAACCUGGAGCGUCUGAAGGCGGAGUCAGAGGAGGAGCUUCGGGCCGAGAGGCGUAGGCUAUUGGCCGACAGGGAGGUGCAACUGGACUCCCUCAAACAGGAGGCCAGAGGCAGUGAAAGGAGGAAGGAGCAGAGGAGCCCUGGCCCCGGACAGCAGCUGGCAGACUACCAGAGAGAGCUGGGUGAUGUCAUGCAGGAAGUGCGGGAGGAAGUUCAGCGAGACCACAACAGGAAAUUGGAGCAGCUAAGAGACGAGCACCGCAGAGAGCUCAACGCCAUCAGAGAGAGACACCUGGACGAGGAGGGCGCCCAGCGGGAGCGUCUGAUGGGCGAGCUGCAGGAGGAGAGAGAGCGCCUGCUGGCCUCCCACAGCACCCAGCUGGAGAGGCUCACCUCCCAGCUCACCUCCCAGCUCACCUCCCAGCUCAGCAAGGCACGACAAGCACACGCCUACAAGGAGGCAGACCUGCAGGAGCUGUCAGACCAGUUGAAGCUGAGGGCCAGGGACAUAAAGAGCCAGGAGGCCUUGCUGCAGACCAGGGCAGCAGAACUGAAGAAGAGGAGGAGCCAACUUGGGGAGGAAGAGGGAGAGGUAGACCGAGGACUGGAGGUGAAGAUUCAUGUUCUCUCCAUCAUCAUCAUCAUCGUCAUAAUCCUCAUUAUCUGCUGUGCCUCCUCUUGAUGCUGAUGUGUGUGUGUGAUUCCAGGGUCUGUCACGGGUGAUGCAAGAGAGAGAUGGACUGAGGGAGGAUCUGGAGAGGGUGAGGGAGGAGAGAGACAGAGCCAGGCAGGACGCGGAGCGAGCGACG